Messenger RNA from Ahaetulla prasina, 5358 nucleotides. It is a transcript of the gene CLCN2, whose product is annotated as chloride voltage-gated channel 2. The transcript has 24 exons. The record is from RefSeq and is a predicted model, not a curated record. The coding region runs from base 93 to 2795 and encodes 900 amino acids. Gene Ontology annotation, biological process: transmembrane transport; chloride transport. Gene Ontology annotation, molecular function: voltage-gated chloride channel activity. NCBI's taxonomy places the organism in Eukaryota, Metazoa, Chordata, Lepidosauria, Squamata, Colubridae. Gene Ontology annotation, cellular component: membrane.
UCCCAGCCGAAGGGAGGGAAGGAAGCGCCGGUAGAAGCUGCUCCGGAGGGACCGCUUGGCCGCCAGCGGAGAAGCCGGAGCAAGCGGCCGGGAUGGCGGCGGACGGCGGCCUGGAGCAGCGGGCGCUGCAGUACGAGCAGACUUUGAUGUAUGGACGCUACACCCAAGACCUGGGAGCAUUUGCCAAGGAUGAAGCGGCUCGCGUCCGGCUGCAGCAGGAAGGCUGGAAAUUUUCCCCGAAGGAGCGGCUGCGUCCUUCCGAGUUUCUGGAGUACGACCACGGUCGCUGUGCCUGUUGCCGUAUCUGUACCGUGCGGUGCCAGAAGUUCCUCAUCUCCAAAGUGGGCGAAGACUGGAUCUUCCUCAUCCUGUUGGGACUCCUGAUGGCCUUGGUGAGCUGGGCCAUGGACUUUGCGAUAGCAACUUGCCUGCAAGCCCAGAAGUGGAUGUACGGUGGAUUGGAUGCCAACGUUUUCUUGCAAUACAUGGCUUGGAUUACCUAUCCCAUCGUGCUCAUCACCUUCUCGGCUGGAUUCACCCAGAUCUUAGCCCCGCAGGCGGUGGGCUCUGGUAUCCCAGAAAUGAAAACUAUCCUGCGUGGAGUGGUGCUGAAGGAAUACCUUACCCUCAAGACCUUUGUGGCCAAAGUCAUUGGACUGACCUGUGCAUUAGGCAGUGGGAUGCCUUUGGGGAAAGAGGGACCCUUUGUCCACAUAGCCAGCAUGUGUGCGGCCCUCCUCAGCAAGUUUCUUUCGGUCUUUGGAGGCAUUUAUGAGAAUGAAUCCCGUAAUAUUGAGAUGUUGGCGGCGGCUUGUGCGGUGGGCGUUGGGUGCUGCUUCGCUGCUCCCAUUGGCGGUGUCCUUUUCAGCAUCGAAGUCACUUCCACCUUCUUUGCUGUCCGCAACUAUUGGCGUGGUUUCUUCGCGGCCACCUUCAGCGCAUUCAUCUUCCGGGUCCUUGCGGUGUGGAACAAGGAUGAAGAAACCAUCACGGCUCUUUUCAAAACCCGCUUCCGGCUCGACUUCCCCUUCGAUCUGCAGGAGCUGCCGGCUUUUGCAGUGAUUGGGAUCGCCAGCGGCUUCGGGGGAGCCCUCUUUGUCUACUUCAAUCGCAAGAUUGUGCAGUUCAUGCGUAAACAAAAAACCAUCAACCGCUUCCUGAUGAAAAAGCGUUUGCUGUUUCCUGCUCUGGUCACCUUCCUCAUAGCAACACUGACUUUCCCACCUGGUUUCGGGCAAUUCAUGGCAGGCCAGCUCACCCAGAAGGAAACCCUGGUUACUUUGUUUGAUAACCGCACAUGGGCCAAGCAGGGCUUGGCGGAAGAAUUCGAGUUCGGUGGCGUUUCGGAAGCCUGGAAACACCCCAGGGCCAACGUCUUUGUCACCUUGGUGGUUUUCAUCCUUAUGAAGUUCUGGAUGUCGGCUUUGGCGACCACCAUCCCUGUGCCUUGUGGGGCGUUCAUGCCUGUCUUUGUCAUUGGAGCAGCUUUUGGGAGGCUGAUGGGUGAGAGCAUGGCAGCUUGGUUCCCCGACGGCAUUCACACGGACAGCAAUAUCUACCGCAUUGUGCCAGGGGGUUACGCAGUGGUAGGUGCAGCUGCCCUCUCUGGGGCCGUCACCCACACGGUCUCCACCGCCGUCAUCGUCUUCGAGCUGACCGGUCAGAUCUCACACAUCCUGCCGGUUAUGAUUGCAGUGAUUCUGGCGAAUGCUGUGGCCCAGAGUUUGCAACCUUCCCUCUACGACAGCAUCAUCCGGAUCAAGAAACUGCCCUACCUGCCAGAGCUGGGUUGGGGACAUCAGGAGAAGUACAACGUGCGCGUGGAGGACAUCAUGGUGCGCGACGUGCGUUAUAUCACCCUGAACUGUAGGUACCGGGAUCUUCAGGAUGUGUUACACAGCACCAAGAUGAAGAGCCUAGCUCUGGUGGAAUCAGCUGAAUCCAUGAUCCUGCUAGGAUCCGUUGACCGUACUCAGAUUGGCGCCCUCCUCCACGACCAGCUGAGCUACAUUCGCCGCCGGCAGUUUAUGCAGGAGAAAACCCAGCUGGAGCACCGGGUGCCCGAGAAGAGCCAGGAAAACAAGGAGCCACAUCAUGUGCCAGACACAGGAGUGCGCUUUCAGAUAGUUCCAGAGGAAUCCUCCUCCUUCCUCCCUCCGCAAAGCGAACCUCGUAAACCCCUGAAGCCGGCUCUGAAACGAGUCCCCAGCACUUUAUCAGACAACCCUUCAGCUGGGACAACCGAGACGGCAGGGAUGACCUUCAGAAACCUUUUUUGCGCCAACGCCUCAACAGCCGAGUCCGCGGAGGAGGAGAAUCCGGGGGCAUCCGAAAAGCACAAGUCGAAACGCGUCCGUAUUUCCGUGGUGGAGGAAUUCGAUCCGGUUAGCGAGAUGACUCCAACUGAGGUGAUGGAAUGGGAGGAGCGACAACUCGAUCAGCUGGUCAACUUCAACAACUGCAAGAUUGAUCCGGCUCCCUUCCAGCUGGUAGAACGGACUUCUUUGCACAAGACACACACCAUCUUCUCCCUCUUGGGAGUGGACCAAGCUUACGUCACCAGCAUCGGGCGCCUGAUUGGCGUGGUGUCCCUCAAGGAGCUGCGCAAAGCCAUUGAGGGUUCAGUCACUGCUAAAGGGGUGAAGGUGCGCCCCCCACUGGCGAGCUUCCGGGAUAGCACCACCAGCAGCAGCGAGAUGGAGGCCACCGAAAUCCACCAGCUGUGGGAUCGGCGGCAACGACACUCCAUCCCUCGCGAGUUCAGCCCUUCUGAGAGCGACGACAAGUGCCAGUAACGUUGGGUGUGGGGAACCUGCCAACCGAGAGACGGUUCAUCAUUGCCAUGCCUUGGCUGUUGCUCUCACAGCUGGGCCUCUUCUAAGGAUGCCUUCAACAUUCCAGCUUUGGAGACCUCAAGAGGACGAUCUGUUCCUGGAAUAAACUGGAGAAUUGCCAUCCAGAACCUUGAAGCUGGGCCCCCGGUGCCCCAUUGGCACCAUCCUUGGUCUCAGGGUUCAUUGAAGACUUUACCUCCCCAUUCUCCCAUUGUCCCACUUUUCAAAAGCUCAGCUCCGCAAGAGCUGGUCAGAUGAGGAGAAGGGAGGCUGAUGGAGACACAGAAGGAUACAUGCAGGGAGUGGGGGAGGUAUCUUUUCAAAUACUCAUCUCAACUUCUCCGUACAGGUUCCUUGUACUCCAAGUCUCGUGCAUCUCACUCAGGCCACCUCCGAGCAUGAUUGAAGACUUCCUUCAUCUGUUCUCAGCAGCUUCGAAGGUGGCCAGUCCUAGCUGGUUAAGCGUCUGUCUUCUUCGCUGCUGUGCCCCUUUUUUUUCAGGUUUGAAAGGAAGAGGGACUUUUCAGCAUGGGUGGAUGCCCUCGUGACAUCUGUGGGCAGCUGUGCUGAAACCUCUGGGCUUCUCUCCCUGUGUCCUGAAUCUUCCCCCUCAAAUCUUCAGCGCUGACCCAGCCGUUGUUGGCCCCACGUUGGGCAAUUUUCUGGAAUGCUGACAGCCGUACUGUGUACGGCGAGUCCCGGUCUGUAGGAGAAAUCCUAAAUAAUGAAUGGGGUUUGGAUGAGGGGGUUGUUGGUAGGGCUUGUGGGGCCCGAAUAAAACAGACACUGGAUUUCUUGAACUACUGAACUAGGCAACUCCCCCUUCCUCCCUACUGCCAGAUCCUGGAAUUCUUCCCUUCCGCCUUCCUCUCUCUGUGGAACCCACUCAUGCUCGAAUCCACAGGCAGAGGAGAGGGAAAGAAGGAUGACUGUAUGUACAUACCGAAGAUUUUUAUACAUAUAUAUAUCUAUAUUAAUUUAAUUACAGAAAAGAAUACAAAUAGAAUUAUAUUAUGAACCAAGGAGUGUCUGGUGUGUAUCUAAGCCAUAGACGGUUGUGUUGUAACCAAGGCCCAAGUAGUGAUUACUAAACACAAUUCAGUCCUCAACCAACUUAUUUUAUUAAAACAGCUGAGAAUUAAUUCAUUCUCAGCUUCGUCCAAAACAGAAUUCUUAAUAACCAGUCUGUCGGCCUUAUCACCAACCUUUGAAGUCUUUGGCAACCUGCCAAAGGCUUUUCUUGGCAAAACCCCCACAAAGUUUAAGAGAUUCUGACAAGAAGCAAUGGAAUCAACGUUGCUUUUCUACAAAGAACCCAACGGCUCGUUGCUGCUCUUUUAAGUCUUAUGGGAGUGGCCAAUCAUCUUCUGGCCUUACUCCCAAGUCGUCCUUUUUGCUUUAGCUGCUCUUUCCUUCUGGCAGCUCUUCGCAUGCAUGCACUAGGAACAGGCUCCUCCUGUUCCUCUGCCUCUCUGUUGUCUGCCUCUGGAGGCUCCGGAAUCCAUGCAUUGCUCUCAGAUGGCCCUGGCCCCACCUCAGCCUCCGACACACAGCCCUUUUCUGGGCCUUCCCCUGACUCCCGGACUGGCCCAUUGGCCUCCUCAGCCUCCUCACUGUCCGACUUCGCUGCCAGGUCCGCAGGCUGCUGGUGGACCACAAUAGGUUGCAGGAACCGAGCCUGGUUUGUUCAUUGACAUGGCCCAGAUCACAACUAGGGUAAAGAGAAGGAUGGGUGUCCGUAUGAGCCUAUUUAGCCUAAAGGUUAAGGCACCCGGCUGGAGAUCAUGAAACUAUGAGUUCUAAUCCCACUUUAGAUAUGAAAGUCAGUUUGGUGACUUGGGCCCAUCACUAGGAGAUUGUGAGUUCUAGUCCUGCUUUAGGCAUGAAAGCCUGCUGGUUCCCCUGGCCAAUGACCAGGAGACUGAUUUCUAGUCCCACUUUAGGCAUAAAAACAGUUGGAUGACCUUGGGUGAAUCAUCAGGUGACUCUGAGUUCUAAUCCCAUUUUAGGCAUGAAAGCCAGCUGGAUGACUUUGGGCCAAUCAACAGGAGACUAUGAGUUCUAGUCCCAUUUUAGGCAUGAAAUCUGGCUGGAUGACUUGAGUCAAUCACCAGGAGACUGUGAGUUCUAGUCCCACCUUAGGCACGAAAGGUUCCACUCAAAAGAUUGAGAGUUCAAUCCUAGGUAGCAGCAGAUGUUUCGCUUCUAGUGCACAAAGAGAAAAUAUCUGCUGUGAGCUCUGUGGCAUCAGAAAGGACAUCCGGCCAGUAAACUCUCAGCCUCAUCCAAUCACCCCAAUUCUAUCCCAAAUUAAGGGAUUACAGAGUUGUAAAAAGGGAGGUGUUUUGUUUUUUUAAAAAAAAUUCAUGGUUAGAUGGCUUUUAUGUUAUGCAGACCCAGCUAGGGUUCAAUUCGGUCUAUUGUGGGAACCCAGGAAGUGGGUUAAACUGAUAACCCAGGUUAAAGAUAUUAUGUGAAUGUGUUCAAUGUCUACUUUUCUUUUGGGGGUGGGGGGAAGAAACUC